Gekko japonicus is the source of this 3589-nucleotide messenger RNA. It is a transcript of the gene SLMAP, whose product is annotated as sarcolemma associated protein. Gene Ontology annotation, cellular component: acrosomal membrane. Gene Ontology annotation, biological process: acrosome assembly; single fertilization. The record is from RefSeq and is a predicted model, not a curated record. Gene Ontology annotation, molecular function: protein binding. Lineage: Eukaryota; Metazoa; Chordata; Lepidosauria; Squamata; Gekkonidae. The annotation marks the transcript as partial. The transcript is spliced from 22 exons.
CCCUCCCCGGCAGCGCGGCUGCCGCUGCAGCUACACCGGGUAGGUUUGCAGGCACUAUGGCGGCUCCUGCUGGGAAGGUUGGGGGAAAGUUUUCGCCGUCGGUGGCCGAUUGAGACAGCGAUCCGAAGGCGCCCGGCCUCCAGGCCUCACCCUCGGCGGGAACGGGGUUGAGCUCCUCUAGACAAGCAAAAGGCGCCGCUCCUCAGGAGAGGGAAGAGGGAGCGAGGUCCUCGGUCUCGGCCACCUGCAGAGUCACUGAGCCAGCGGCGCCAGAGCCUUCACUGGCCUUCAUCGGCCAGUCCUCUUUCCCCCCUUCGCUUCCAGGGGAGAGCUCCUUCGUCCCUGCACCAAGACCCUCCUCAGGGAGUCCUGCCAGACAGACUCCCGUCCUCCAGCGAUAAGUCAUCUGCAGCGCCUGAGACCAUCACUAAACAGACCACAGCACUUCAACUUCCCUCCUCACCUGGCCCAACUUGCUGUCAGUUCUUUCCCUUCACUUGAAGAAACUGCCUUUUAUUCAAUGACCUGGAUAUGUUUUCGGGUUUAUUGACCCUUAGGUCUUGAGGGGAGUGCAAUACAGUUCUCUUCCAUUAGUAAUCAGGUUCGUUGUCUGCUCUGUUCCUUUGACAGUUCUAGAUAGGGCCUGAGUUGUCUGCUGAGGGGUCAGCAAACCUGCUCAUCGUCCCAUUCGUGACUUUGCAUUGAUGUCUGAAGAAGAUGAACCCUGGAUUCACUGGUGGAUCAGUUAGCCUGUUCUUGUUGCAAAGGCUUUCUGGUCAUUCUUCAGUUUGUACUUAACUCUUGUAAAUUUCUUGUCUUUGGUUUCCCAUUGCCGGAACCUUUAAUUGUUUCUCUUGUAUUGAGAAAAAAUCUUGGGCAGUGUUUACGGAACAGAAUCCAUUACAUCCCAAACAAGUAUUUGUGCGUGAGUCAUCCUCUUGGAUUUAUAGCUGUCCCCACCUUAAUUUAACAAGUUCUGUUUCUCCUGUGAGGCAUCAAAUGCUUGUUCAUAGUCUUGAGAAAUAUGGAUUAAAGUGGAGCUUUUUAGACUUACUACAGGCCUUACUAAAGGAAACAAUGGAGCUUUUUUACUGGAUUAUUGCCAGGAUUAGUUCACACACUGCAGCUAUAAAUUGUUAGAUCUCACUUGCAGGUAAUGCUUGGCCUGCUUUAAUGUGACGUGCGGUGGGAAUUUUGCUUAUCAACUGUGGAGGGUGGCUUGGAUCAAGAAGAGUUUCUCUUCUUUCCUGAUUGGUGUGGCAUCACAUAUAUGUCCUCAAUGCCUUCAGCGUUGGCUAUCUUCACUUGCCGUCCGAACUCUCACCCGUUUCAAGAACGCCAUGUCUACCUGGAUGAGCCUGUCAAAAUUGGCCGCUCGGUGGCUCGUUGUCGACCAGCUCAGAACAAUGCUACCUUUGACUGUAAGGUCCUGUCUAGGAACCAUGCUCUUGUCUGGUUUGACCACAAGACAGGAAAGUUUUAUCUUCAAGACACUAAAAGUAGUAAUGGUACCUUUAUAAAUAGUCAGAGAUUGAGCAGAGGAUCUGAGGAAAGCCCACCAUGUGAAAUUCUGUCUGGUGAUAUCAUCCAGUUCGGCGUAGAUGUGACUGAGAACACACGGAAAGUCACCCAUGGAUGCAUUGUUUCCACAAUAAAACUGUUUCUUCCAGAUGGUAUGGAAGCUAGGCUACGGUCAGAUGUCAUCCACGCUCCAUUACCCAGUCCUGUUGAUAAGGUUGCUGCUAACACUCCCAGUAUGUACUCUCAGGAACUGUUUCAGCUUUCACAGUAUCUACAGGAGGCCUUACAUAGGGAACAAAUGUUGGAACAGAAGCUGGCCACCUUACAGCGAUUGCUUGCUGUCACGCAAGAGGCAUCCGACACUAGUUGGCAGGCUUUGAUAGAUGAAGAUAGGCUACUAUCAAGGUUAGAGGUUAUGGGAAACCAAUUACAAGCAUGUUCAAAAAGUCAAACAGAAGACAGUUUACGAAAGGAGCUUAUAGCGUUACAGGAAGAUAAGCAUAAUUAUGAGACAACUGCCAAAGAGUCCUUGAGGCGGGUCCUUCAGGAAAAAAUUGAAGUGGUCAGAAAACUCUCUGAAGUGGAGCGAAGUUUAAGCAACACCGAAGAUGAAUGUACUCACUUGAAAGAAAUGAACGAACGGACUCAGGAAGAAUUGCGAGAAUUGGCUAACAAAUACAAUGGAGCUGUAAAUGAAAUUAAAGAUCUCUCUGACAAACUAAAGGCAGCUGAGGGAAAACAAGAAGAAAUUCAGCAAAAGGGACAAGUUGAGAAAAAGGAAUUGCAGCAUAAAAUAGAAGAGAUGGAAGAAAGAGAGCAAGAGCUUCAGGCAAAAAUAGAGGCUUUGCAAGCAGAUAAUGACUUCACCAAUGAACGGCUAACUGCUUUACAAGUCCGAUUAGAACAUCUUCAGGAGAAAGCUCUUAAAGAACGCAACAGUUUAGGCAUACAAGUUGAUGACUUCAUUCCUAAAAUUAAUGGGAGUGCAGAAAAAGAGCACUUUCUUUCAAAGAGUGGAGGGGACUGCACUUUUAUUCAUCAGUUCAUAGAGUGCCAGAACAAGCUCAUAGACGAAGGACAUCUUUCCAGAGUGGAUGAAACAAAGAUUCUGAAAGAAAAUCAGGCAAAAGCAAAAGAAGCUGAUCUAUCUGAUACUCUUAGCCCGAGCAAGGAGAAAAGUAGUGACGACACUACAGAUGCUCAGAUGGAUGACCAUGAACUAAAUGAACCUAUUGCUAAAGUAGCUCUCUUAAAAGCAGAUGAAUUGCAGGGUGCACAAUCAGAAACUGAGGCAAAACAAGAAAUUCAGCAGCUGCACAAAGAACUGGUUGAAGCCCAAGAGCUAGCUAGAACAAGUAAACAAAAAUGCUUUGAACUGCAAGCUCUUUUGGAAGAAGAAAGAAAAGCUUAUAGAUUACAAGUUGAAGAGUCCACCAAGCAAAUCCAGAUUCUCCAAGCUCAAUUGCGCAGGCUACAGGAAGAUAUUGAUCAUCUUCGAGAGGAAAAGGAGAGUGAAAUUUCCAGUGCUCGAAAUGAUUUACUUAGUGCUCAGAGUGAGAUUCUGUUAUUGCAACAAGUGGCUGAAAAGGCUGCAUCAGAAAGGGACACGGAUGUGGCCGUUUUACAAGAAGAGCUUCAGAAAGUAAGGGCUGAGCUUGAAAGGUGGCGCAGUGAGGCUUCCGAAUACGAAAAAGAGAUUGUUAAGCUGCAAGCCAAUUUUCAGCUACGAUGCCAGCAGUGUGAGGAUCAGCAGAAAGAGGAAGCAGCUCGUUUACAAGGUGAACUCGAGAAGCUGAGAAGGGAGUGGACUGUUCUAGAAGCCGAAUGUGUUUCAUUAAAGAAGGAAAAUUCUUUGCUUGAAUGUGAACUUCAGAGGCAAGAGAAAGAGCUUCAUAACUCUCAGCAGCAGAGUUUAGCACUUACCAGCGAUCUGAGUGUUCUUGAGCUGACCCGAAAAGAGCUGGAAAAUAAAAUGGGAUCUCUGAAAGAACAACAUCAACGAGAUGCAUCUAGUCUAAAAACUCUUCUUAAUGAGGCAGAAAAGCAAGCCAAGGAUGCUCAGAAAGAG